AUGACAUGGACUUGUAUGCAAUGCAAAUGUCAAAUUGUCAAUGAAUCAGCUGCUAAUUGUGACAUUUGCAACGCCCUUCGUGUCCUUGAAUGUCCUACAUGCAAAAACGACAUCAAAUAUGGCAAACGUCUUCAUGUUAAUGGAAAAACAUAUCAUCCUGAUUGUUUUUGCUGUAACAGUUGCAAGAAACCUCUAUCAAGUCGCUUUCAAGUAGUAAAUGGAAGUAAUUAUCAUCCAGAAUGUGCAUCCAAAUCUAAAACCAUGACCAAGAUUACGACCACCAAAAAAGAAGAAAGUGGGGGUACAUCAGUGCCAAACAACAAGUGUAAGAGCAAGACCAACGUCAAAACUAUUGGAGAUACUACUGGACAUGAUGUUGCUCACGGUGAUGGAUGGAGGUGCUCCACUUGCACGUUUUUCAAUAUUAAUGACGCAGCUUCGUCCUGUGCUGCGUGCGAUGCUGUCCGCAUCUUUCAGUGUUCUGGGUGUCAGGGAGAGAUCAAGUAUGGAGCUCGCACCAAUGUAAACGGCAAAGUGUACCAUCCAGAUUGUUUCCGUUGCACUGCGUGCCAUGAAAAGUUUACAAGUAACAAGUUUCAAGUCAAGGACGGCGAGUUCUACGACUAUGAGUGCUACAAGCAGCUCUUCCAUCCGCGAUGCGAUGUUUGUGAGGACUUUAUCCCAUACGAACCAGGCACUCAGAAGAUAUCCUUUAAGGUGAUGCCCUUUUCGGACCUGAAAUACUGCGCCGAGCAUGAAAAUUGCGAUCGCUGCUGCAGUUGCCAGCGCGUCGAGCCGAAAAAUCCAAGCCGGCAAUUCCACAGUCUCAGUGAUGGACGCAAGGUUUGCCACGACUGCUGCAAGUAUUUUGUGCUUGAUACGAAAGAGGCAGAAGGUGUGGUGAAGGAAGUUUGGGCGUAUAUGAAGAGUAUCGGCAUAAAUCUUCCUGAGAUUCCAGUUUAUCUGGUGGAAUCUCCUGUGCUGAACGAGCAUCGCAGUGCUCACAAGAAAGCAUUGAUGAAUGGUAACAAACCCGUGAAAGGCCACGAGACUCGCGGCCUUUGCCUCUCGGAGGUGUCCCAAAUCCAGCACAUGGUCCGGUCUGGGAAGCAGGCGGUUCGCCAAGUUGCCUCCAUUGAGAAGACUCGCUCGGUGAACGCUAUCCUGAUACUUCAUGGCCUUCCGUACGACCUUACAGCUUCUAUUUUGGUUCACGAAGCUACCCAUGCAUUUAUCAAGCUCAGCGAUGACUUUCCUGAUCAUAUUCCGCCUAAGAUCGAGGAAGGAAUGUGCCAGUUGAUGAGCUAUCUAUUCCUGAAGUACAAGCACAUGAUGGAGAGCAAAAACUCCAAGAAACGCACCUAUGAAGGUCGAUUGCGUAAGUUUUACAAGCGACAACUUCAAAACGAUGUAUGUCCGAUCUACGGUGACGGUUUUCGUGAAGCUUACGCGGCCUACAAGCGAGUCAACUCGCUGCAGAAAAUGUUUGAUGCGAUUCGACACAACGCGUCAUUCCCCUGA
Molecule: messenger RNA, 1521 nt
Organism: Peronospora farinosa
Lineage: Eukaryota; Oomycota; Peronosporomycetes; Peronosporales; Peronosporaceae
Source: the annotation of a GenBank genome assembly